AUGCCCACCCCUAGUUCUAAGUCUUGCAAAGGCAAGAAGGAAGCGAGGGAAAACAUAAAAUAUCUCCCUUUCUUAGGCAAGCUAAAAUCGGUCCCAAGAGGGGUGUUGCUAGCACCAUUAACUCCUCUUGUGAGUCAUCAUCCUUCCAAAGAUAAGAGCUUGGUGUGGAGUCUUUGGAUGUGA
Messenger RNA from Prunus armeniaca (apricot), 183 nucleotides. The record is from the annotation of a GenBank genome assembly. Lineage: Eukaryota; Viridiplantae; Streptophyta; Magnoliopsida; Rosales; Rosaceae.